Molecule: messenger RNA, 906 nt
Organism: Nylanderia fulva
Lineage: Eukaryota; Metazoa; Arthropoda; Insecta; Hymenoptera; Formicidae
Source: RefSeq, a predicted model, not a curated record
GCCACCGCGCCGCCACCGCGCGAUUUCUCGCGUGCCAAGAGCGGCGAAGCGAAGAUUCGUCAAAGAUCGAACUGUCAUAUCGCAGAUAUGACAGCGGCAUGACCCACGUCGUCAUCCUCGGUUCAUAUCAGUCGAGGAGGUGGUGCGUCGCGACGCAGCUGAUUCGCGUAUGUCGCGGGCGGCGAAACACGUGAGACGGCGAAGCACGUGAGGAAGCGAAGCAUGUGACAGAUGUGUAUGUGUGUACGUACACAUGUGACGCAUCGCGACGCCGCACGAGCGGAAGUGAUAACGGAGGGAAUAAGCAUUCUGAUCGCGCGCAAUAUUAAUGCAUUCGUGUAAAUCAUCUUGAAAGAAUAUAUGUUUUUUUAAAAUGUUAUUAACGUUCCGGUUCACAUCGAUCUAUGCGAAGCUAACCGCCUUGCUGCUCCUUUCGGCAUAUUCGUAAGAUUCAGAAGCUCCUCCAUUAUUCUGAAACACGGUGAAAUGUUUGGUGGUUCUGGAUUAUCGAGAUGUGGUCGCGAAGCUGUUAAAUCCAAGCUGUUUACAUUCGAAGGUUUGAAGAAAAAUUGGGAGUUAAUACCGCUCGCCUUCGUAUCAACUUGCGUGAUGCUCGCCAUACCUUUCAUGACCUACCAUAGAUUGUUCGUUACCACGAUUGACGUUCAACUAACCGAUUAUCAGAGAUUCGAGAUUCCGUCUAUUCCGAGAUUUUUCGAUCUACGAAAUCCACGUUCUUUAAAGCUGAUAACAUUCGCCGAGUACAAACCGGCCAUCCAUUUGGACAAUCGGUAUAGAUUAAUGAGGCACGAACCGAUGUUAGACGCCGAUGGCAAUAAGACCGAUAAAAUUGGAAAAGAUCGUGAAUAAUCAAGCAACGAGAAAACAUAAAAAAAAAAAAAGUCG